GCUCUGCGGCACAGAAAGAGAGAGAGAAAGAGGGGACGAGGAGGAACAGACGAGGAGAGAAAGGUAAAGGGGUGAAAGAAAGCCUGGGACAGCUUGCUGGACAUUUUCUCUUUCAAUUCCCUCUCUGGAAUUCACAUGUUCAUUAAGUAUUCUUUCUUCUCAUUUACUUUCGCAUUGGAAAGGUGAGCAGGAAGUUUGCUUUUUUUGAGGCUGGACUUUUGAGGCUGGAUAAAGGAGGUUCUGGCUGAACAUUCGUACACUCUGUCCCCCCUAGUGUCUCUCUCUCUCUGUCUCCUUCUCGUUCAUCUUUUUGAUAUCCUAUUUCCUGGAGAGAUAAUGGAGGUGUGGUAGAACGGAAAGAUCAGUAAGUCUUUUUUCAUCGGACAGUCAUUCGAGGAUUAUUCUCUCUUGUAAAUAGUGGAAUGAAACUUUCUGACUUGCAUCACCUUUAAUCUGCUUUUUUUAAACUGCUAUCUUUUUCCUGUUAUUUCUUCCAUUGUGUACAUAAUUCCGUCCUGAACAGCAUUGUGGAUCUCCUUAUUAUCAGCAUCUAAAUUUAAAUUUUGUCUCCAAAUAUUCAGCUGACAUUCUUUAAGCUUACAGUGCUCUUCAGUUUUGGACUAAAUUAAAUCUCUGGUCCUGAUCACAUCUCGACCUCUGACCCUUGGUGACCCUGUAUGUGAGUGAAGAUGUCUGCCUGUGCUAAGCGCUGUAAACAUGGUCUGGUGAAGUUUGCCGUGUCUGUGCACAAACUAGUGACGGGAACACUCAUCAAAGAUAAGGUGGAUGAUGAUUUGGAGAUGACGAUGGUGUGCCAUCGUCCAGAGGGACUGGAUCAGCUGGAAGCUCAAACCAACUUCAGCAAGAGAGAAUUACAAGUGCUCUACAGGGGCUUUAAAAAUGAAUGUCCUAGUGGUGUAGUCAAUGAAGAGACAUUUAAACAGAUUUACUCACAGUUCUUUCCUCAUGGAGAUGCCAGUACAUAUGCUCACUAUCUGUUCAACGCCUUUGACUCAGCCCACACUGGCUCCAUCAAGUUUGAGGACUUUGUGACAGCUCUGUCCAUCUUGUUAAGAGGUUCUACACGGGAGAAACUACAGUGGACAUUCAACCUGUAUGACAUCAACCGAGAUGGCUACAUUAAUAAAGAGGAGAUGACAGACAUUGUAAGAGCGAUCUAUGAUAUGAUGGGGAAGUACACAUACCCUGUUCUGAAGACAGAUGCACCCAAACAGCACGUGGAUACUUUCUUUCAGAAAAUGGACAAAAACAGAGAUGGCGUUGUCACUCUUGAUGAAUUCAUUCUGUCCUGUCAAGAGGAUGAAAACAUCAUGAGAUCUUUGCAGCUCUUCGAGAAUGUGAUAUAAAAAGGAGUGCAGGAUGGAAAAUGAGCAGAGGGAGACUGAAGUAAAGGAAAAAUAAAAAAGACUGGUGGACUUUUUGCAAACUCUUUUCCAGAAGGAGGCAAAGAAGAGGCUACUCUGUCUUCUUCUGUUUAUAUCACCAUGGUAACCUGUAGCACCUGUUUCUGUAACCUAGCUGGACAUCAGUGCUACACCACUAUGUGCGUAGUCAGGGCACGUUACCAUAGUAAUAUCGACAUUGUUGGCUUGCUAUCCAGGAAACCUGACCUUCUGAAAUCUGUCACUAGACCAUUCGGCCAAGUUCCUGUUCCUCUUCAUAGUUAACAUGCUUAAUGUUAAACCUGAUCAGUUAGCAGUUAAUAAGAUGUUAUCCACACCUGAGGCUUAUUAUGUGGUCUCAAAUAGGGUUUAGAGCACACUUUCUGAAGUUUUAGAUCAUAAGGUUAUAGGACAGAUUUCUGACAUUUAGAAAAAAAAUGAGAGAAUAGGUUUGGAAGAAAAUUUUCUGAGGUCCAAGAACUUGUAGAACUAAUGUUCUUAUCAUUUUGAGAUGCACCGUUAAGUGGCCUAUUUACUACUGUUUCUAGAGCGGCCAAAGUUAGAGAUAAAUAACAAGGUGAAACUUGUGAUUGGUCAGAUGAGCUGGUUAGUACAGAACAAAUGUCAAACAUUGUAGAACCUAUAAAUCACACAAACAACUAUUACUCCAACCACAGUGCAACCUCUUUUUCUAUUUGCUACAAGCACAAACCCCAAGUUUUCUUUCAUCCAGACCAACCGUAGUUUGACUUGAAACUGUAAAUAGGUCUUAAGAACAAAUCUCCUGUGCUGCUCCCAUGGUGAGCCCCAUGCCUCAAAGCCCUUCUAUAUUAGACACUUAGAAGCACAGGAGGUGUUAAAGCCAUUUGGAAAGACUUGGUAUGUACAAAAAAAGAAAGUUUAAACAUAAACGUCAUACUGGCCUGAUGGCAAAACCUUAAUGUUUUCUUCCAUCUGGUCUAAAGACAGACCUACGGUUGCUUGACAGGUGAUGGUGUUGCAGCUAAUAAAACGUUUGAAUGGAAACCCUUCAGUGAAGGAAGGAAGCAUGUUAGUGUAUAAACAAAUAUAUUUAAUAUUUAGCCUAAUAUUUAGCGUAAAGGUUAAUAUGUUUGGUAGCUUUAGCUUGAGAAAGAGAGUUAUAUUUUAUAUAAUCUUAUGGGAUCUUAGGAAAAUAAUUUGAGGUAAAUUAUGGGCUCCUGGUCUUGAGGUACUUUGGAAUUGACCUUAUGAAGAGAUAUGAAUAGAUAAGCUAUCUGUAUAUGUGGCCAUUGUUUAGCUGUUUUCUGUGUACUGAAUAGGUGAUAUUAGCUUGGAACAAACAUAACUCUAGACUUCUGUCUGUAAGGUUCAGUCGGUCUGUUUCUGAGUGUUGCUCCCUAUUCUACACCGUCUCACAGUACUGUUAAGUCCCUGGUAGUGUGUUGAACUGUAUUAUUUGUGGAAAAUCAGAUUGCUGCGACGUUUCUGUGCUGCCGCUUGCUCGAAAUGUUGAGUCUGGUCUGUGUGUGUUUCUGUCGUCUGUGUGUAUUUGUGCUACAAUAUUGUUAUGUUGUUUGUGUGUUUGUGCUUGUUUAUUGGCCUUAGAUCUGUCCAGAUCAGUCUGUCUGUCUGUAUCUCUGUCUGACAUUGUCAGAUAUUUAGGGAAGUCCUGCCUGUGUAAGUCGGUGCUCUGUGAUAUCUGACAGAUACUGUUUACAGUAGGUUGGAAUUUGAAGUCACUGUGUGCUCUUUAUAUUAUACAUUGCCAGAUUACAUCAGUAACAUAGACUUCUGUGAACACUACAGUUAUCCAGUCCAUGACUGUACGUUCCUCAAUCUAAACCUUGCUUUGUUGGUAUGUUUUCUGUUUCAAUGUGUGAAAACUGUGAAUUACCAAAAUAAGUACUGCUUGAUUAUUUUAUAGCCAUAUCUCCACACACUGUGAUGAGGACCCAGAGAGAGAGAGAGAGAGAGGGAGAGAGGAGAUAGAGAGAAUUAUUUCUAGGCAAAAAAUGCUUUUAAGAUUGCAAAAGGAGUAAGUAAGCCAUUAUUUCAGUUUAGAGACUUUGCAGUAACAGUGGACGUCUGUACAGUUAUCCGGUCCACAACUGUAUGUUCCUCCCUAUCUUUAUUGUCCUCCUCAAAAUUGUAAUUAAUACUGUUUUAACAUGAUAUUUAUAAUGUAUUGAAAGCAUUAUGUACUUAUAAUGCACUGUACUGAAUAAGCUGUUCAUUAUGGAACAAAAUGGGCUGCAACAUACACUACAUGUCCAAAAGAAUCCAGGCACCCCUUCUACUUAAUGAACUCAGCCACAUUAAUAUGCACCCAUUGAUUAAUUGCACAAUUGUAGAAUCCCUAUAGAAAAGCAUUACCAGUAGAAAAGGAUGCUCUGUGGCAACCGCACAUAAGCUUAUGAUUACCAAGACCAAUCAAUCGGCUAGAGGGGUAUAAAGUCCCCCCAGCCUUGGGUUGUGGAGCAGUGGAUCUGCGUUCACUGGAAUAAUGGAGCACCAUCUAAUACCUUUGGGGUUUGUGAGCCAAAAUCAUCUAACAUCAGUACAUGACCUCACUAAUGCCCUUGUAGCUAAAUGCAAUCAAAUCUUCACAGCAAUGUUUCAACAUCUAGUGUAAAGCCUUCCCAGAAGAGUAGAGGCAGCAAAAGGAUGACAAACUCUGCAUUAAUAUCCUUGAUUUCAGCAGAAAUGGUGGGUGAGCAGACAUCUACAAUCUUCUGGGCAUGAAGUGUAUGUGCCACAUGUGGCUAAUACUCAAAACGUCUUAUGGGUACAUAAAUAUUGUUUAUGUUAUUGCUCUUUCUUAAAAAUCAACUGUGUUUUACUCAUUAUUUGGCACUCUUAACAAUAAUGGUUCUUUAAUGGUUCUUGGUUUGAACGUACAGUUCUAGGAUAAAACUUACCUUCAUUACAUUACGUGGAUUAAAAAGUUAUGUAAAAAGUUCUUCAUACAAACCUUACAAAAUUGCUUCUUUAAAGAAUUAAUCCAUCUGGAAUCACCUUAAUGAACCUUUAUUUUAAGAGCGCAUACAAAACCACCCACUGUGCUAAAGUGCUGAGAGAUGGGCUUUAUGGAAAAAGAUAACAAAAUCACCAAACAGCUAGAUUUCUAGCUACUGUCUGGAGAAAAAACAGCUGUGUUCGGUUGGGAUCAAGCCUGACAGCUUCGUCUACUGAAUCUAAUUACCACACAGUUGUGCUGAGGCAGGAUUUAACACCUUCUUCUUUCUCAACUAGUCAGUAUUUUUCUUUCCAAUAUUUCACAGUGAAAUUAUACAGAAUCCUGGCGUUAUCACAGAACUUACGACGGCUAUUACUUGGAACCUCCAAUCAACACACUCACAAAUGAUCAAGUGUUUAAGAUGAGCUAUUGAAACUGAGUAAUGUGCAAUACUCAUACAGCCACAUCUGCACUCACUGUGACCAGACUCCUGAGGAAGAGGAACCAGCAUGUACACCAUGGCCCAUAUUUACCUCUCCAUGGAUUAUUUUCAAAUACAGAACUAUGAAUUAUGUUUUGCGCACAACCGAUGAACCAAUCAGUCG
Pygocentrus nattereri (red-bellied piranha) is the source of this 4946-nucleotide messenger RNA. RefSeq names its product Kv channel-interacting protein 1. The record is from RefSeq and is a predicted model, not a curated record. Gene Ontology annotation, cellular component: voltage-gated potassium channel complex. Bases 690 to 1367 code for a protein of 225 amino acids. Gene Ontology annotation, molecular function: transmembrane transporter binding; potassium channel regulator activity; calcium ion binding. The transcript is spliced from 8 exons. Gene Ontology annotation, biological process: regulation of potassium ion transmembrane transport. Lineage: Eukaryota; Metazoa; Chordata; Actinopteri; Characiformes; Serrasalmidae.